Messenger RNA from Coturnix japonica (Japanese quail), 5692 nucleotides. RefSeq names its product thioredoxin domain containing 11 (gene TXNDC11). The record is from RefSeq and is a predicted model, not a curated record. NCBI's taxonomy places the organism in Eukaryota, Metazoa, Chordata, Aves, Galliformes, Phasianidae.
UGCUGUGGUUCAGAAAGAGUUUUGUUUCACAGUUAAUCUCAUCUGCUCCCAGGUGCUCGUUGCUCUCCAGAGUUCUGAAAUCAGUGCCCUGUAAAUGUGCUUAAAUCAUAAAUAUAUGAAAUGACACAUAACACUGGUUCUCUGUGCAGUAACUGUUGUGAUUUAAUGAUGCUGUUAAUUUGCACGACUUUAGUAGAGGCAAGAAUUGGAGCUGUUACAUUGUGGGGGGAAAAAGAGAAACGGACCAGAAAGACAGGAGAAUUCUUUUCCCCAAAAUCUUGCAGCAUCUGAGAAAUAUAUAAUAAUUGUUUUAAUUUUAAAGGAGUAUUAAAUCCUUCUAUACUAAGAUAAAUGGUGGGUAAGAACAAACGUGAAAUCAGCUGAAAUAACUGUUGGCUCCUGACCUCUCUGUGUGCUGUUCCUUCGUGACCUGCCACUCUCAUUUCCAGUCCUGUGUGCUCAGAGGUGCUGACGUUGGGAUCAGUUCUGGUGGAUUAAUUACUUCUGAGUGGGUAGCAUGCAUUGAAAUCAGAACUGUUUCUAAUCCCUUUAUAACUGUCAAUUUCUGCAGCACGUGAUGAAAAACACCAUCGUUGCACUGCUCUCCCUGGUGCACUCACGUCCUGGUGAGCAGCCCUGUGCUGUGAGCUGCUUCUGCAGCAUGGGCAGAACGCACGGUGCUGUGCAGGGCUCAGAGCCAAGUGGCUCCUCUUUAGUUUAGCAUUGUGUGCACUGCAGUGCAGGCAGCUGGCAGUGCAGGUGCCAGGCUGGGCUCGUCUGUUCAGAACUGUCCAUUUGUUCAGUUCCCCAGCACUGUAAGCCAGGGCUGAGAGGCAGCAGUGAGUUUGUGUCUACUUCUGGUGCAGAUAUUUGCUGUAAUUAAAAGCUAUUCUGACCUUUUUCUACUUCAGUUUUAUCACUCUAAAACUUCAUUGUUGUUCUGCUUGCCUCCUUGCAAUGUGGCGGUGCUUGGGCUCCAGGUUUGGGCAUGGGAGGGCAGUGUGGCACUGGAGGCUGUAGGCACUGCAGUGCUGCUCAUCACCCACAGCUGAGACUGUGUUUUCUGACAGUAACUGGAUUUUGUUGUAUAUUCAUGAAAUGAUAGUAGUGCUAAAUUAAAUUAAGAAUUGCAUUUAUUUUUUGAGAGCAAAGAAAAACAGAAAAUAAGAUGUGUAUGAAGAUCUUAGUGGCAUUUGGAGAGCGAUCUGCAGUUCUGCUGUAGCUGUGAGGAGGUGGAAGUUGGUGCUGUCUGAGCUCCUCUUAGCAAACUUAUGUCCUGAGAUUAGGAAUUUCUUAUCUGUUCUGAGAUCUCUCUUACAAGAGUCAAAUCUCUCCUGCCUUAGCAUCCCCUGUGUUGGUCUGGCUCCUAGAGCUGCUCAUUACGAUACCUGGAGAGCUGGCAGAAAAAACGGGACAGUUUGCGUGGAACUCAAGAAGGAAUGCAGCACUUUGGCCUCUUGCCUGUUGUAGCUGCCCUGGUCACAAGGAGGAACUUCUGCCUUGUCAGAUGAUCAUAAAAAGGACACUGUUUAACCAGGUUGCAGAUCAGGCAUAGAGCAUGAGGUGUGUGCACAAAGUACCUGCUGCAAAACCCACCCAGUUUUCUUACUAUUGAAACCUCUAAAAGUCACUCGUGGUGACUCCUUCAGCUUCAGUUAGUGCUCGGAAAUCUGCGGCCACAACUGGUGGGUGACAGCAGUCAGGGCCUCGGCUGUUCAGUGGCUUUGAAACACUUUCUAGAUCUGCCCUGUGGCUUCUUGGCACUUCUGCUGUCUCUUCUGGCUUUCAUUUGUUGUUUGUUGCCAUCAGUUUGCUUCGUGCAGUGAUGGUGUUUAGAAAUGGUGCCAGGAAAUGGGAAGCCGUGUGAGGAGCAGCGUGUGUCUCCUUGUUGGCUUUACUUGGGUGCUUGGGAAGGGCUGCUUUGUUUCUUAAUUAAUUUGAUGUUACGGAGGAAAAGUGAAGAAAAGUAAUGACUGUCUUUUUUUAUAACUGUUGUCCUUCUUUGAAGAAUGAAUGUUAUUACAUUGCCAGAUAUUUUCCUUCUUUAUUUAUAUUGUUAUUUUAUUCUGUACUGCAGUUACUGGAGAAAUCUGAGUAAUUGCCAUAUCUCCUUUUUAUUGUUGGUAAUUUCCUGGAGCAUUUCAUUAGUAACCUGUAUGAGGAAGGCUCUUGUGGGCAGCACUCAGUGUCAGGCAGGGUAAUUCCUGCCUGAACGAGCAGCUCAGUGGCUGGAGAGGGGAAUGAUUUGAUUGGUGAAAUGUUCCAAGAUAUUUUUACUAGUAGCAUUAAUGGGCAAAUCACAUGUUCAUGUUUUGAAAAUAUAUUCGUGGGGCUUUUUUUAUAUGUAAAGCUGAAAUAAUUAAAGCAUCCUUUGAAAUACCAAAUGAAGUUGGGGAAGGUGAUCGCUGAGUCUGGAGUCUUGUCCCACAGCCAUCCCUGUGCUCUUGUUUGUGCAUUCAGUGUCUUCCAGCAUGUGCUGGGAUGGUGUAGCUGGGAAACAGCACAGAAUAACCAAAUUCUGUCACUUUCUCAGUCCCAAAGACUUGCAAAACCAAUUGGAAUGGUUAAAAAAAACCAAAAAACAAAAACAAAAACUGAUUAAUAAUUAUUUUUAAAAAUGAAUUAUAUUCUGCAGAAUUUAAACUCAAAAUGUUGGUGAUGUUCUGGAGCAGCAGCCUGCGGGUUGUUCCCUGUGUGCCCUACAGCUCCAGCUGUGCUCGUGGCUGUGUCAGCAGCCCUGCCUGUGGAUGAGUCAUUUUUCACAUCUGAUCAGCAAUUGAGGAUCAUUUCUUAUUUGUUUUUGUAUCUUUGCUCUUGUGCAACAGAUCUCAUGCUUGACUCCUAAGUGAGACAAGGGAAGAACUUGCAGUGACUGUAGCUUUAACGUGGGGCAGUACGUUGGAGUAGCAGUUCCAGUAUUGACUCACAGGAUGGGUUGCUCAUUAUGUGCAGUGUAGUAAAUGCCUGGAGUUGUGGGAUAUUUUGAGUUCAAUGCUUCACCGCAGCCUCCCGGUUAUUUAACCUUCUUUACAUCAGCUUUACAUUCAUUAAAGAAAGAUUACCUGGGAACAAUACGCUUCGGAGUGAUCACGGAUAAACACGUGGCAGAGGAGAUCUCGUUGGUGCAUCCAGGCAGUGUGUAUUUGCACAGACACAUCAACACAUCUCUUAUCUAUCCAAGUGACAUCAUGAACUACACAGCUGAGAAUGUGUGCAAGUGGGCUCUAGAAAAUCGAGAGCUGCUCAUCCGCUGGCUGAGACCACAUGGUGGGAAAAGCCUUCUUCUGAACAACGAGCUGAAGAAAGGGCCGGCGCUCCUCGUGUUUGUACCUUACAACCCCUUGGCAGAAAUUCAGCCUCUUUUAGAUGAAAUUACCAAAGUGGCCUUGGAAUACCACAGCUGUAACAAAAGCCAGGCAGCUGAACCAGAGCUUCAGCACUUAGGGAAUAGUGAUUCACCAGCUUCGGAUUCCUCUGAUCCAGAUGCACAUAUGAAAUUGUCAGAAACAUUUUUGAUAACCAAGUACCCAUGCUGUAACACAGUGGUGCUUCCGCAGUGGCACUCAAUAUCCAGAACUCACAAUGUGUGUGAGCUUUGCAUUAAUCAGACACUUGGUGUCAAACCAGAUAAAGUCAAUGUGCCACACUGCAACUUCUUUGAGAUAGAAACAGCUUUGGACUCUUUCUACCUCCAGGAACACACCUUUUUUCAAGUUGUUUCGAAUAGCAUUGAAUGCAGCAAUUUCCUAAGUUUCUAUAGUCCCUUUAGCUAUUACACUGCAUGUUGCAGAACAGUCGAUAGACAUUUUUUAAGUUUCAUUAGUUCUGAGAAGACCAUCUUUCAGACCCCUAAAGUUGCAUUUUCUUCCCAUGGGAAGGAAGAUAAUGCUGACGUCCAGAAUUCUAUUCCUCAUAUUGAGGAUAGGAACUGCUUUAUCUCUGACCUUCAUAUUAGUGGCACUAACAUUACUGGUCUGAGCUGCAGGACCAACAAAACCUUGAACCUCUAUCUGCUGGAUUCAAAUCUCUUUUGGAUAUAUGCAGAGAGACUUGGAGCAUCAAGGUCAACUCAUCUUAAGGAGUUCGCUGCCAUUGUUGACCUGAAAGAAGAGCUGCACUAUGUCCUCGAUCAGAAUCAGUCACUUACAGGACCUGCCCUGGAGAACUUCAUUAAAAAUUUCAGCAUUGUCUACAGUCCUUUGAAGAGGCAUCUUGUGGAUGGAGCCUCAGCCCGUGUCCCUGCAGAGCGCGUCAUGGUUGAAGUGACCACCAGCACCUUCAAUCACGUCGUGUUGUCAAGUGAAAAGAAUGUCUUGCUGCUCUAUUAUGCACAGUGGUGUGGAUUCUGUGCUUCUCUUAAUCAUAUCUUUAUUCAGCUUGCUCGGCUUUUGCCUCCAGAUCAUUUCACUGUGGCAAGAAUUGAUAGCACUCAAAAUGAUCUUCCUUGGGAAUUCAUGACAGAUCGUCUCCCAACCAUUUUAUUUUUUCCUCAUCACAGGAAGGAUAAAAGUGUGAAGUUCCCAGAAGACUUUCCAGUUAGCCUUCCUCAUCUUCUUAAAUUUAUUUUACAUCACUCAAGUCUUUCUUCAUCAGAGCCCUGCACCAAAGAAUGCCUCCAUAAAGAGACAGUUUUACAGCAAGGACACAUCGCCCACUUGGAGAAAGAAAUUCAGAAAUUAAGAUCAGAAAUUAGGGCCCUACAUCGAGCCCACGAGUCCCUUGAGGCACAGCUUUCCGAAGCUAGAAGAGAAGAACAUCGACUACAGCAGCAGAAGCACACACUGGAAAAGCAGCACAAGACUCUGCAGCUCCACAGCCAGCAGUUACAGGCAACAUACGAUCAGAAGAAUCGGGAAUUACUAGAAAUGGCUGAAAAGCUUCAAGAACUGGCUGACGCAUCAGAAAACCUCCUUAAGGAGAAUGCAUUACUAAGAAUCUUGGUCGCAUCGAGGGAAGGAAAGCUACAGAGCAAAGAUGAAUCUAAAGAAGCCCUUCAGUCAGAGCACACAGUUGCUGAUGACAGCAGUUUAUUAGUUUCAACAGCUCUUAUCACAGAGGAAAAAAGGAUUGAUCACGUUGAUACUGCAGCAACAGAACACAGUAGUGAAAAUAGGACAGAAUAAGUGCUUACAUGGAGUCAUGAUGCUGUACUGAGUAGGUAUUUAUGCAGAUUUUACUGAAAUCCAUUGUAAAUAAAGACUUCUUCCCCAUUAUCUAGAAAAAGAAAAUCAAAUGGAAUAUUUUUGUAUACUUGAACAACUUAUUAGCUACCCCAUUCUAAAGCGAAGAGGAGGAGUAUGGAAAACUUUCUGCACUUUACUAUUGCACUAAUUUGCAAACACCUAUCCAUUUAAAAUUAAAGAUGCUGAUGUUUAGGGGCAGCAGUACAAAGCAUCUCUAUGGACCAAUUAUUUUUCCACUAGCUUUCUCUAACAGCUGCUAGAAGAAAAGUUAGACCUUUAAUUUACACUUCUCCAUACAUUUCUGAAAUGCUUACUGCGUUGUUUGCAGAAUUAAAAUGAAAUACUUCAUCCCUGUAAUCAGUGAACUUGAAUGGACAAACUACUUUAUUCAAGAACUUCAGCACUUUGUAUCACUUUUGUAUACCAGUUACCUGACUGUCUUGAAAUCUGCAAGAGCCAUGUGUGAACUGUUACCUAGUGAAGCAAAACUAAAGAAAAAUCUUACUGAA